AGAUCAGAGCAAACAAAGAGACUCACAGUAGUGACUUUGCGGGACUGUUUGAUCUUCUCGAAACUAUGAUACUUUUUACGUGUUUUAUUAUUGGAAUGGUCAGUCAUGUACUUUCAGAUUCUGCUGGAUGUGCGCCUCCACAACUAUUGGAUGAACAACUAACACGGUUGAGCCAAGAUUUUAAUAUAAACCAUCCGGAUGUUGGAAAUGGAGGGGCAAUCUUUACCAAUAUGCUAAUGAAGUAUAAACAGAUACCUGAAAAAAAUGUUAUUUUGGAGGCUGUACUGCGCUCGUACUUGGACUUAUUCAAGGUUUUAAAGCAAAAAAGUGAAGUCAAGGACCACAUCAGCAUUGUUGCUAACAGCUUGAAUGAAUGUGCGACAUCUGCAAAGUACAGAAUGCAAAAUGACCUUCUCAAUGAUCUCAAGAAAUUAAGCAACAUCAAAUGGGAUGAUCAAAUGGUUCAGCGCAAAGCAAUCCUUGAACUUCGUGAAGUUCUGAACGUAGUGAAAGACACUGGGAAAAAAAGACGCAAGAGGAACAUGGGAAGGAGGCCAAGAAUCUAAAGAUUAUUUUAAUUUAGUUAUUGAGUAAAAAUAGACAUGUCCAUAAAAAUCAAAAGUUAACAUAUUUAUUUCAUAUUUAAUAAUUUAUAAUUGCUGCAAAGACAAGUUUGUUAUUUUAUUGUUGAUUUUACUAAUUGCUCCUUUGUGUCAGUGGACUUUGAAUAUUUAUUAGAUAAUUAUGGAGUUUUAUGAAUUAAGGUGAAGCUUUUACUGACCUAAGUACAAUUUGAAUUUGGCAAACAUUUUUUAAAAAUGUUUUUGAUCAAACAUCUUAAAACCAUAUGUUUUGUAUGGCCAACAGAUUGACAUUUCAAAAAAUGGCAGAACCUACAAAUGCCUAUUAUGUCUGAGCAGAAUAUAAUUAAUUCUGGUACAAUUUUUAUGCAUCUUUCCAUUAAGGAAACACUUUCUUUAUAAUUACAGAAGCCUAAGCUGUAACAGUUUCAUCUUAAAAAGACACACUGGGCAAUGUGUACAUCUUUUUAAAAAAAAGACAAUUUGAAAUCUACUUUUGUCAGAUCUGUCUCUGAAAUGUGCUAUUA
Chiloscyllium plagiosum (whitespotted bambooshark) is the source of this 1108-nucleotide messenger RNA. It is a transcript of the gene ifng1, whose product is annotated as interferon gamma 1. Gene Ontology annotation, molecular function: type II interferon receptor binding. NCBI's taxonomy places the organism in Eukaryota, Metazoa, Chordata, Chondrichthyes, Orectolobiformes, Hemiscylliidae. Gene Ontology annotation, cellular component: extracellular region. The record is from RefSeq and is a predicted model, not a curated record. Gene Ontology annotation, biological process: immune response.